Ficedula albicollis (Collared flycatcher) is the source of this 1689-nucleotide messenger RNA. It is a transcript of the gene TFCP2L1, whose product is annotated as transcription factor CP2-like 1. The transcript has 15 exons. NCBI's taxonomy places the organism in Eukaryota, Metazoa, Chordata, Aves, Passeriformes, Muscicapidae. The record is from RefSeq and is a predicted model, not a curated record. Gene Ontology annotation, biological process: regulation of transcription by RNA polymerase II. Gene Ontology annotation, cellular component: nucleus. Gene Ontology annotation, molecular function: RNA polymerase II cis-regulatory region sequence-specific DNA binding; DNA-binding transcription activator activity, RNA polymerase II-specific. Bases 72 to 1499 code for a protein of 475 amino acids.
GACGGGCACCGUGGGGUGGGCAGCGCGGCCGCCGCUCCGCAGCGCAGGGACCGCCGCCCGCCGCCCCCAAGAUGCUGUUUUGGCACACGCAGCCGGAGCACUACAACCAGCACUCGACCGGCAGCUACCUGCGAGAUGUCCUGGCGCUGCCGAUCUUCAAGCAGGAAGAGCCGCAGCUGUCUCCUGAGAACGAUGCCAAACUGCCCCCCUUCCAGUACGUCCUCUGCACAGCCACCUCCCCCGCCGUGAAACUGCACGAGGAAACUCUGACCUACCUCAACCAAGGUCAGUCUUAUGAAAUCCGUCUACUUGAGAAUAGGAAAUUGGGAGAGUUUCAAGAUUUAAACACAAAAUAUGUAAAGAGUAUAAUCCGUGUCGUUUUCCACGACCGCCGCCUGCAGUACACAGAGCAUCAGCAGCUCGAGGGCUGGAGGUGGAGCCGGCCUGGGGACCGCAUCCUUGAUAUAGAUAUCCCGCUGUCAGUUGGUAUAUUGGAUCCCAGGGCUAGCCCGACCCAGUUGAACACUGUUGAAUUUCUCUGGGAUCCGUCAAAGAGAGCUUCAGCAUUCAUUCAGGUACAUUGCAUCAGCACAGAAUUUACCCCACGGAAACAUGGAGGAGAGAAAGGGGUGCCCUUCCGGGUGCAAAUCGACACCUUUAAGCAGAAUGAAAAUGGUGAAUACACAGAACACUUGCAUUCUGCAAGCUGCCAGAUCAAAGUGUUCAAGCCUAAAGGAGCAGACAGAAAACAGAAGACUGACAGGGAAAAAAUGGAAAAGAAGACCACCCAAGAGAAGGAGAAGUAUCAGCCUUCCUACGAGACAACUAUUCUCACAGAGUGCUCUCCCUGGCCAGAUGUGCCUUAUCAAAUGAACAACGCUCCAUCUCCAAGCUACAACAGUUCUCCCAACAGCUUCAACCUCGGAGAUGGCAACAGUUCACCAACCCACCAAAUGGAGCUCCUGCCUCCCAGCAAUGAUCAUCUCCUUCCUUCUGCUUCUAUUCAAGAUGCCCAGCAGUGGCUUCAUCGUAAUAGGUUCUCUCCAUUCUGUAGACUCUUCUCAAGUUUUUCGGGUGCCGACUUACUGAAGAUGUCCAAAGAAGAUUUUGUUCAAAUCUGUGGGCCUGCUGAUGGAAUUCGGCUCUUUAAUGCAAUUAAAGGAAGAAAUGUAAGGCCCAAGAUGACAAUUUAUGUCUGUCAAGAACCAGAGCAAAACAGAUCCCAUCUCCACCAAAAACGAGAAAAUGGAGAUGGCAGUCUUUGUGUGUAUCAUGCAAUCUUCUUAGAAGAGUUGACCACGCUGGAACUGAUGGAGAAGAUUGCAAACUUGUACAGCAUUUCUCCCCAGCAGAUAAAUCGGAUCUACCGGCAGGGGCCCACAGGGAUCCACGUAUUAGUGAGCAAUGAGAUGGUGCAAAACUUCCAAGAUGAAUCUUGUUUUGUUAUCAGCACAUUAAAAGCUGAAAGCAAUGAUGGCUACCACAUCAUUUUAAAAUGACCGUGCUGCACAGAGAGACUUUAACAGCCUAAAAUUUAGUGCCUCAUUGAGAUUGCUACAACCUAGACUGGAAACAUGAAGAACCUUCUGGAUAAAUGCUCCUGUGAACUAAGAAUUACCAAACAGCUUAAGAAAAAACUUGCUUUUACAGAUAGAAAUUUUUGGUGGUGUUUGAUUUUGGUGGGUUUGG